Penicillium pulvis is the source of this 1062-nucleotide messenger RNA. RefSeq lists its product as uncharacterized. Bases 1 to 1062 code for a protein of 353 amino acids. The transcript has a single exon. The record is from RefSeq and is a predicted model, not a curated record. Lineage: Eukaryota; Fungi; Ascomycota; Eurotiomycetes; Eurotiales; Aspergillaceae.
AUGACCGAAUUCCGAGUGCCUAUGCACCAGGGUCCCCCACCCCGGAAACCAAUACACACUGCCCAACAUGGCUACCCGUACCAGCCCUACGAUGCCCCUAGAAAUCUUGUGCCUCACUCAGCUGCGCCUUUAACAACCCACAGUCGCACUCGCACAACUUCCUCCCACGUGCUCCCCUACGGAUCAGGCUCCCACCAACAUUACCAACAAACACCUCCUGCAAUUCCACACCAUGCCAUGCCUCCUCCAACCGCUUUUCCACCUUCACGGCGGCUUUCCAGCACCACUACGUCGACUACAUCAACCGGUAACCACAUGCCGCACACAGACCCAAAUAUCCGACGAAGCGCCUCCAACCGCUCGGCAAGUUCGCAACUAGGGUAUGUGGCUCUGAUGCGGCGGCAGAAAGCGACCGUCUGGUGCGAUCGGGCGCAAUCAGAAGAUGCUCGCAUGCGCGAGGCAGCACUGCGGGACAAGAAGAGAGCAUAUCUUGAGGUCCAUGGCGCUGGCGCCGGUCGUUCAGGCGGUUCUAGCGGAAAGAUUCGGCACGGAGGCAAGGCGGGACUGGAUUUCUCGCCAUCGAAUUUGGUGGGCGCCAAGGUUCCCGUGCGACUCAGUGCAAACGAGAUCGGCGAUGCCGACGACGAUGCCCAUAGUAGUGAGGGUGGUAUCAUUCACCGCAGGACUGGCAGUGGCCGCAGCUCGCUUGGAAGCAACCGGUACCCCAGCGGUUACCAGCGCACGCAGGGCACCAUGGGAAGCAAUAGCACACCGCCUAAUGAGAAGAGUGAUCUGCCUGAUGUCUCUGAAAACACACCCGCUGAGAUGCAGGAGGAGGAGAAGAGCCGAUUAUCAUCACUUGUCAAGGAUGAUGCUGCAACAUCACAUAGCAGCGAACAGGAAGACCUGGUUGGUGACAUGGAGGCUCCCAGUGCAGCUGUUGCAUCAAGCCAGAAGGUCCACAAAGCCGAUGAGCUACGGCGACGAGGUAGUGUCGACGAGCGGACUACUUCUAUGACCAAUGUGCGACUCUUUGUUGCAAACCCUGAUCUUAGUGAUUAG